CUUGACAACAUGGGUGGGGUUUUGGCAUGAAAAUUGCCACGAGAUGGUUGUGAACAUGUGACGAGCCAAUGGCUUCCAUUGCCGAUAGCACGCUGGGCUCGGUGUUGAGCAGGGGCUUCGAAACGUAUGCGGCGGGCGACGUGUGCAUUAAGAAACAUCCGAAUGGGCUGUUUGUCGUCACUUUAGCUCCUUCGCACCCUUUGGCGCAACGCGAUGCGCCUGUGGUGACGGAGGUUCGUUUUGGCGCAGACCUCUGUGAGAACGAGGCAUAUGGCAAGCGUUGCCGCGGCGGCGCCAACGUCAACACCAAGACGCUCUUGGCCGAAGUGGUGUCGGAGGCUGGCAGCUACACGAUCCGCAGUCCCAUCGAGGCGCGCUUGGUGGAACUGAAUAGCCUCUUGUCAGAGGAGCCGCAGCUGCUUCAGCAGAGCCCAGAGGAUGAAGGCUUCCUGGCGAUCUUGCAGCCCAAACGACCCCAGGACGCACGUCGAAUCCUGGAGAAGUUGCUCCUGCAAGGCGAUGGGUCCGAUCCAUCGCUGAGUGGCGGUGGUCCAUCAUGGGCGCCUGAGAAGAGAGUGAAAAAGGAGCAUGGACGAAAGACGCUGAAGCUUUCAUUUUUUGCUGCAUGAGAUCCUACCUUCUACAAUUUUUUCCCAGAUGCAAGAUUUACAUACAAAGGAUGCACUAUCGAUCGCGGACGAAGACAUACGAUGUUAGCGUGCGCAACUGAUUUCGUCGAAACAAUUUGCCAUGCUUUGGAUGAUGAACGCGUGUGUGCAUCCAAGAUCUAUCUUUACUAUGUGGUGCAGCCUUUUUCACAGGGCGCAUGCAACGAACUAGUCUUGCCUCACGAGCGAGAAGUUGGGC
Messenger RNA from Durusdinium trenchii, 867 nucleotides. Lineage: Eukaryota; Dinophyceae; Suessiales; Symbiodiniaceae. The record is from the annotation of a GenBank genome assembly.